AUGUUAUACGGUGUUACAAAAGUUUUUUUAUAUGUAGAGUCUUUAAGAAUUAUUGAUUUAUUAAGAAAAGGUGUAUACAAUUUAAAAGUUAAAGUAUUUCAAGAGAAUGAAACAACCAAUAUUGCAAAACCAACAAUCAUUCAACAACCUAAAACCAAUAAAGACUAUAGUCACGUUAUAAAAGAACAUGAGGUUCUAAAUAAUAAUUGUUAUUCAUCUAAAAAGUUUUUCGUUCAAUAUAUAAACGAAUUCUUUUUAUUUGGAAAUUUUAUAUCAUUUGAAAUCGAAUUACCUUUAUAUAAUUAUUAUUCAAAUAACUUAAUUGUUGAUUUCGAAUUAAUUUAUUAUCCAGUAGAGGAUGAUUCAAGUGAGUCAAUACCAAACUAUAGCAAUAAUACAUCAUUUUAUUCGCAAUUAACUGAGACGCAACAAUCAACACCAACACCACUACCAACUGAAAAGGUAGUAUCACAACAAAGAAUUAGAAUUAAUAAAGCAGGUUAUGGUAUACAUCAAUAUAUUCCAAUCACUUUUAGCGAUUUAUACUUUUGUUUAUUUAAAAUGACAAUUUCAACCUCAUUAGUUGAUGUUAAAUUUAGACAUCAAUCAAUUGAAUCUUUAGUAAAUUAUAAUACUGAUAAUAAUAAUAAAUUUGAUUCAAAUGAUAAUGAUAAUGAUACUGAAAAUGAAAAUGAAAAUGAAAAUGAAAAUAAUAAUAAUAUUAGUAAUUCCCCUUCAUCUCCCUAUUUAAAUGGUGCUGAUAUUGUAAUAUCAAAAGAUACAACUAAUAACAAUAAUAAUAAUAUUAAAAAUGCAAAUAUCAAUUUCUCAUCAUCUUUUUCAGUAUUACCAUCUAUAAAUACAAAUACAACUACAACAACUACCACAUUAACUAGUAAUAAUAAUAAUAAUAAUAAUAAUAAUAAUAAUAAUAAUAAUAAUAAUAAUAAUAAUAAUAAUAAUAAUAAUAAUUUACCAAGUUAUUAUAAUAAUUCACCAAAAUUAUUAAGACAAAAAAUUGGUAGAUUAAGUUUAUCAAUGGGUCAAAUACAUUCAUCACCAUUGGAAGAGGAUUUUUUAAAUGAUUUCUUUGAUUAUAAAUAUCCAGAAGUAUUAUCAUUCUUUGUUGAAUCAUAUUAUAGAUUAAGUAAUAAAUAUAAAUUAUUAUUAAACCUCUUAAAACAAUCACAAUUUAAUGCAUUAGGUGAAUCAUUUACAACUGUACCACCUUUAAAUAUACCACCAUUUUCUAAAACUCCAUUAUUUAAUCAACAAAAUUAUAAUAAUAUUAAAAAUAAUAAUAAUAAUAAUGGUACAACACCACCAAAAAAACAAAGACCCCAAACUGUUUCCAUAAAUAAUAUUAAUAAUAAUGAUAGUGACAAUAAUAAUAAUAAUGGUGGUAAUACAUGGAAAAUGGGAUCAUCAUCAGAUUUAUUACCAGCAUUAAGAAAAAAAGCAUUUUUAAGAAAUAGUAUUGAAUUUGGUAACUCUACUGAAUUUAUAGAUAAUUUACAAUCAUCAAUGAGUUCAUCACCUUCAUCACCUCGAUCACCCUCUUCACCCUCUUCACCUUCAUCACCUUCAUCAUCAACAACCUCAUCACCAUCAACUUCUUAUUCAAAUUUAAAUACAAUAACAAAUAAUAAUAAUAAUAGUAAUAAUAAUAAUUUAAAUAAUUCACAAAAUAGUAUAAUAUUAAAAUGGAAGAAUAUUUUAAAUAAUUUUCAAAAUUUAUCAGAACAGUUGAGUAAAUUAUGGAAUAAUUAUGUUGUGGUAUUUCAAAUGGUAUCAAGAGAAUAUUGUUUUAGAGCAACAAUAAAUUAUGAAAAGAAAUGUAUUGAUAGAUGGGGUUAUAGAGUUCAAAGAAUUGUACAAUAUAUUCAAUCAACUGAUGAUAUUUUAACACCAGAUUCAAGUGUACCUUCAUCAACAUUUCUAUCAGCUAAUCCAACAUUUUUCAAUUAUAAACAAUUUAAAAUUCAACAUAUUCCAUUUAAACAUGAUUCAGUUUAUCAUUCAAUGCCAAUAUUUUUUGAACAUAUUUUAAAAAUUCAUAAAGAUACUUAUCCAAAUAUAACUGAAUCAUCAUUAACAAAUAAUAAUAAUACUACAAAUUCUACAACAACAACAACAACAUCAAAAGUAAAAGAUGAAUUAAAUUCAAUAACUGAAAAUAUUAAAUUUAAUUUAUCAAAUUCAAAUCAAUAUUCAAGUAAACAUUUAUUUGUAUUUGUACAUGGUUUAUCUGGUAGUUCAUUUGAUUUGAGACAAUUUAAGAACUAUUUUCAAUUACAUUUUCCAAAUUUUUUAUUUUUAAUGUGUUCAUCAAUUGAGGAGAAUACAUUGGAAGAUAUUGAACAAAUGGGUGAAAAGAUAGCUCAAGAGUUGCAUGAAUAUUUACGUGAUAAUAAUUUACUGAUGUCAAUUGGUAAGAUUAGUUUUCUGUGUCAUUCAUUGGGUGGUUUGGUGGUUAGAAGUGCUUUAACCUGUAAAUCAUUAUCCCAACAUUUACAUAAACUACAUAGUUAUAUCUCAUUAUCAACUCCACAUCUUGGUACUAAAUUCUUGAGUGGUCCUUCAAUUGUGACACCUGCACUUUGGGUUUGGCAAAAGUUUACAAGUUCAACAUGUUUAAAACAAUUGUUAAUGCAAGAUGCUCCAAAUUUACAAGAUUGUUAUCUCUAUAAGCUAAGUACUUGUGAAUCACUAUCUCUAUUUCAAUAUGUAUUUUUAAUUAGUUCUGAACAAGAUGGUUAUGUACCUUAUCAUAGUGCAAGAAUUGAAGUUCCAAAAGAUUCAAAAGAAAAUAGUAAACAUAUUCAAGUAUUAAGAAAAAUGGUUCAAAAUUUAUUAGAUCCAAUUAGAUUAAGUAGUGGUUCUAUUCAGUCAAAUCAACAAUCUGAUAAUAACAAUAAUAUAUUUAAUGGUUGUGGUAGUUCAAGUUUAACAAAUAGAGAUCAACAAAUUAAAUCCCUACCUCGUUUCACUAAAAUUAAUGUUUUAUUUGAAGCUCAUAAAGGUGUUGAUGGUGUAAUUGGUAGAUCUGCUCAUAUUAGAAUGUUAGAUCAAACUUGGUUUAUGCAAAUGAUUAUACAAUUAUAUAAACAAUCAUUUGAAAAUUAA
Molecule: messenger RNA, 3126 nt
Organism: Dictyostelium discoideum AX4
Lineage: Eukaryota; Evosea; Eumycetozoa; Dictyosteliales; Dictyosteliaceae
Exons: 4
Coding region: 1-3126 (1041 amino acids)
Source: RefSeq, a predicted model, not a curated record